Messenger RNA from Schistocerca piceifrons (Central American locust), 620 nucleotides. RefSeq names its product odorant receptor 30a-like. The transcript has 4 exons. Gene Ontology annotation, biological process: sensory perception of smell; detection of chemical stimulus involved in sensory perception of smell. Bases 9 to 416 code for a protein of 135 amino acids. NCBI's taxonomy places the organism in Eukaryota, Metazoa, Arthropoda, Insecta, Orthoptera, Acrididae. Gene Ontology annotation, cellular component: plasma membrane. Gene Ontology annotation, molecular function: odorant binding; olfactory receptor activity. The record is from RefSeq and is a predicted model, not a curated record.
AGCGUGUGAUGAGUCCUGUGGCCAUGACGCAGUUCAUGUGCAGUGCAUCAGGGGCGUGCAUCACCUUGUUCCAGGCCACAUUCAACCCUGAGGGAAACUCAACUCUGAAAUGUUUAAUUUUCCUUCCAUUGCCAGCAUUUCAAAUAUUCAUUUACUGCUGGGCUGGACAUGAAAUAGUUUAUCAGGAGGAGUUGCUGUCGGUGUCUGGCUAUGGCAGUGCGUGGGUGGGUGCGAGCAGGCGUAUCAGCGUGGUGCUCCAUAUCCUAAUGUGCAACGCACAGAAGCCACUACGACUCACUGCGGGGAAGUUCUACCCUGUCAACCGUGACACAUUUGUCACACUGAUAAAUGCCUCAUAUACGUUCUACACUCUGAUGCGCCAGACGAGGGACCAAGGAUCAACAGUGCAGACAUAAGAGGCCUUGCAUUACAGGAGAGCAGUACAAGUCACUGGGCCACCAAAAUAUUUUCACUACUGCUGUUAAAAUAACUUAUUUCCUAGAUGCAAUUUGCAAGAAACCACUUCAACAAUUUGUAGUCAGCAAGAUUAGUGGAAUGUCUCAACUCUCUGUUGAUUUUUUAACAAUCUGAUGAUAGAACUUGCUAUUUUGACUACCACA